AUAAUAUUUCUGGUUUUUCUAUUGUCAAAGUUGACCUGGUAAAAUCAUUUUUGUGUUUUUUUUCAAUCUUGUAUAAAACUUGGUAUUUCUCAUUAGAAAUGGCCAUUGGAGCAUGCUUUGGUGUGCCUCCUUUCUUUUCACGCAGGAAGCAUAGUACAAUAUUUCAGGAAGAAGAGAUGAAAGAGACAAAGAGAAGUCCUGUUAUUGAAAAGAAGAGAACACCUCCCAUAGCAGUAUCAAAAAGCUUUAAAUCCAAAGGUUCCACGGUUCGUAAUUCAUGUAGAGUAGCAGGGAACUUCAUAAUAAUGACUGAGCUUCGGAACAAGAUCCUUACCUUGAGAGACUUGCUUGAUUUGUCCCCUUGUAUUGGCUCCGCAUCUGUAAAUGAGCUGCUGAUUUUGACGCUGAAAGAUCUGCAACAACUGUAUCCUACAAUCAAUCCAUCUAUUUCUUUGUCAAAAAUUGAUGAAGCACCGAUGCAGCAGGCACUGCAAUUCUUUUUUGAUACUCUGAUAUCAAUUGGGGAAAUGUGGACAGGCAAUGAUGAGUGGAUGGUCAAAUGCAAGGAGGAUUCAUUCAGUAAACAAGACAAUUUGGAACACUAUGGAGUGUUAUUGCUCGAUGAUAUGAUUCAUCUUGCUAGUGAAAGGAUGUUCGAUAUGAUGGAUGAGGACGAGGACGAGGACGAGGAUGAGGAUGACCAGAUAAGAUAUGAACGUCCAUCAUUCAACAUGUUUGGGAGGGUUCUUUCUGAAUCUUACUCAAGUGCCAAGUCCUCCCUCUCGAGCACUCCAGUGACCCCAACUUCAGUUCUCCCUGAGUUACGGAGCAAGAAGAAUACAAAGGCAUCAUACUCUCCACCUCGUCUUCUGCCACUCAGGGUUCAAGCAGUUGGCAAGCUGAAUCCUAUUGAUGUAAAGCACCUCUCUUUCCAUAUGUUCCCUAAUGUAGCAGCUCAAGAUUCAAAUUUUGUUGUUCAAUUAACAAGCUCAGUUAAUGAACAAAAGUCAGAUGUAGAGGUGAAGAAAAAUUCUCAAGUGAAAUCCAAAGAUGAUAAGGAAUUUGGGCAAGAUUGUGAAAUGACAGACUUGCCAGAUAUUCUACUGACUAGUAUGGAUGUUGAAUCAGAAAAUAAAGGAACAUGUAACACCGGGGCCGAAAAUGAUCUACUAGUGUCAGGACAUGUUACCUUGGAUGUGCUUUUACCUCCAUCUCUUCCAGAACAAGGAGCAGGGCAACAAUCACCACUCACUUUGUCGUUGAAUGUCAUAGACUCGCAAAAACCAACAUCUACUCUGCAAAUUUCUUUACUCACACCAGAUGGAGACAUAUCAUCGAACCAACCAUCGACUUUUGCACCAGCAGCACCACAACCACCACCUCCACCCCCACCUCCCCCAGUACCCAAUUCAUCAGGGAAUGCAGAAGGGUCAAGGCCUGCACCAUUGUUAGCAAAACCAAAUGGUUUUCCACAGCCUCCUCCUCCUCCUCCUACACAUGAAUCAGGGAAAGCAGUGGCACCUCCCCCACCCCCACCACCUCCCAUGACAUCAGGGAAAGCAGUGGCACCUCCCCCACCCCCACCACCUCCCAUGACAUCAGGGAAAGCAGUGGCACCUCCCCCACCCCCACCACCUCCCAUGACAUCAGGGAAAGCAGUGGCACCUCCCCCACCCCCACCACCUCCCAUGACAUCGGGAAAUGUUAUAUCAGUUCCACCUCCACCCCCACCUCCCAUGGGAUCAAAGGUUACUGCUCCUCCUCCACCCCCUCCUCCCAUGGGAUCAAAGGCUAUGGCACCUGCACCCCCACCUCCCAUGGGAUCAAAGGUUACUGCUCCUCCUCCACCCCCUCCUCCCAUGGGAUCAAAGGCUAUGGCACCUGCACCCCCACCUCCCAUGGGAUCAAAGGUUACUGCUCCUCCUCCACCCCCUCCUCCCAUGGGAUCAAAGGCUAUGGCACCUGCACCCCCACCUCCCAUGGGAUCAAAGGUUACUGCUCCUCCUCCACCCCCUCCUCCCAUGGGAUCAAAGGCUAUGGCACCUGCACCCCCACCUCCACCAAUGACUUCAAAUGGAAGAAUGCCAGCACCACCUCCACCCAUGCCAAUGGGAAAAGGAGGUGCACCUCCUCCACCACCAGGGUUUGCAGGUGCCAGGAGCCUAGGACCUAGGAAAGCAGCCACUAAAUUGAAGAGAUCAUCACAAAUGGGAAAUCUUUAUCGACUUCUCAAGGGAAAAGUUGAAGGAUCUAGUUUAGAUGGUAAAUCAAAGGGAAGAAAGGGAAAAUCUAGUGCUAGUGCACCAGCAGGAGGUAAGCAAGGAAUGGCUGAUGCAUUAGCAGAGAUGACAAAGAGGUCAGCAUACCACCAACAAAUCGAGGAGGAUGUUAAAGUACAUGCACAAACAAUUAAGGAGAUGAAAACAGCGAUUUCCUCUUUCCAAACAUCAGAUAUGUCUGAGCUAAUCAAGUUCCACAAAACUGUAGAAUCCAACCUAGAAAAACUAACGGAUGAAUCUCAGGUGCUAGCAAGGUUUGAAGAAUUUCCUACCAAGAAGUUGGAAGCAUUGAGGAUGGCCGCAGCACUUCACACCAAGUUAGAUACAAUAGCCAAAACUCUACAGAAUUGGCCACUAGUACCACCUGUUGGACAACUUCUUGACAAAGCUGAGAAUUACUUCAACAAGAUCAAAGGAGAAAUGGACACAUUGGAGCGGACAAAAGAUGACGAAUCCAAGAAAUUUACAAGCCAUAAAAUCCACUUUGAUUUUGGCAUUCUUGUGCGUAUCAAAGAAUUGAUGGUGGAUGUUUCCUCCAACUGUAUGGAACUGACUUUGAAGGAGCGGAGAGAAGCAAAGCAAAAGGAAAAUGAAGGAACUACACCGAAAAAUGAUAGUAAUAAAAAGGGAUCAGCUAAACUUUUAUGGAAGGCCUUCCAAUUUGCAUUCAGAGUCUAUACUUUUGCUGGUGGGCAAGAUGAUCGUGCUGACAUGUUGACAAGGGAAUUGGCUCAAGAAAUUGAGACAGAUCCUAAUCCAGAGACAUAAAGUUUAUAGUCAUUUUUUCCACAAAAAUAAAAAAAAUCCAAAAAAAGAAGAUCACUAGAGGUGUCAAUAUAUAACGGCAUUAAUGCACAUAGACGCUUUUAAGAGGUUUGAGCAAUUAGUAUAAUGAUGCUUUCCCUGGCAGGUGUUCUAUAGAUGUUUCUUGAGCUGUGAUUUCAUGCACAUUUUUUGUCUGAGGAACGGAGAGAAGUGAGCUAAACUCUAGCUUUGCUCUACCACCUGCAAUACAUACAAUAUUUAUAUUACACCUUUGUGACUGGUUUUGUAGAAUGUACAUAACUUUUGUCUUUACUCUCAGAUUAUAUAAGUAUACGCG
Molecule: messenger RNA, 3381 nt
Organism: Solanum tuberosum (potato)
Lineage: Eukaryota; Viridiplantae; Streptophyta; Magnoliopsida; Solanales; Solanaceae
Source: RefSeq, a predicted model, not a curated record